AUGGGACCAGCAGAGGCUUCCUCCUCACCCGCCUUUCCUGCCCUGGAUCCCAUCAUCAUGGACGACGAGAUGGAGUCCACCUUCCGCAACGCCAACAUGGAUUUUCUUGACCCGGCCAAACUCGACAUGCCCUCGGAGUCCGCUGGAGGGGAAUUUGAUGACCUAUUCUCCCAUGUUGCCCACUCCUGCUCGACUGUCGCACCCGAGUCUUCCAAGCGCUACCAGGACCAACACCCCCUGAGACAACCACCCGUCCUGACCGCCGAUUCCCCAGCAGAGUCGCCCGAUAAUUCGAGCCGCAGUUCUUUGUCAGAGUCUCCGCGAAAUCACUUGCGGCAAUCCUCGAUCGCAUCCACCAACUCCGCCGCUCAUAGCGAAAACCCCCUCGUAUCCACAGGCUUUACAUCGGAGGAAUGGAUGCGUCCGGAACUAUCGUCGGUCAAGGAGGAGUCACCAUUCACGAUAGAUCCGUCGUAUGCCAUGGAUGGCGGAAUUUCCAUGGCCCAUCCCGACCUCGAGUUCAGUAACCAAGCGAUGGAUGCGGCAUUUGACUUUGAGAGUGCAGCGAGCAGCCCCAGUCCCUUGAAGACGGAGAAUCCGCCCCAACUCAACGGCCACAAGCCAUCGAACUCACAGAUUUGGAGUCCGUCAAGUGCAUCCGCAGUACCCGCAUCAAAUGAUGCACAGGCCGCAUCUUCCGUUCCCCAGCCUGGGUCCCCAUUCUUCCCUUUCGGGCUCAAGGCACAGUCGCCAUUUGGAGAUCAAUUCACCAAUGGUACUGACAGACUGUCUGCACCCCAAUGGGGUGGGCAGUCUCCGUCGUCACUGUUAGAAGAAAGUUUUGGAGGCAUUAACAUGAAUGGGCACUCCCCACUGAAUGCUUCUAUGUCGCCAAAUAUGAACUUUGGCUCACCCAACUCCUUCCAAUUCCCAGUCAACUUUGCGCCUUCCCCGGCCCAGCCCCAGCGGGAAGCUGCACACUCGAUGCAACCCGUUUUAACCGUCCACCCAACUUCCCUCAAGUCGCGCGUCGAAACCCAGAUCCCGAUCCGAUUGACCCUUUCUCCGCUGCCGGCCGGCGUAAAGAAGCUGCGCCUCCCAUCUCACACCAUCUCCAAACUAAAAUUCCUCGCCCCUCCCUCUACCGAACUCACCGCCGACACCCUCCAACUAUACACAAGUUUGGUGUGUACCAGUGCGAUGCAAGACCGAGACAAGCUGAAGCGCGCAUUUACUCGGACAAGAGGCGAAGGAUACCAAUCGGGCGCGAACGGAAUGGAGGAAGAUCGGCCCUUGGAUGGCGGAGAUGUUAAGAUCUGCACUGGCUGUAUCCAACGGGAGCGCAAACGUGCUUCUCGGAAGAAGCAAAGGAAACCCGAAGAGGAUGAGCUCUUCCAAAAAGAUGAGGAGAAGCGUGUUAUCGUUUUCAACACGAGCGAGAUCAAGGAGUGGACCGAGCCACCCAAGAACGCUGCUGCUGGCUACGGUGAAAUGCCUCCUGCCCCUCCGGGAUCGAUGCAGGUGGAACUGCCCAUGCGGAUCGCGUGCUACUGCCGACACCAGAACGAGAAGCUUGGAUUCCAGGUCAUCUUUACUGUCAAAGAUCACAUGGACAAUGUUGUGGCCCAGGCGAUAACCAACUCCAUCAUGAUCACGGACGACCACAAAACUCAAGCGCCUUCCGCUCCUCCUCCUGCUGGCCACUCCCCUUCUCUGCCGGAUGGAACGCAAUUGCCAGGCGUGGGAGUCUUCUCUUCGGGUGAGAAUGGCAAGACUGCAAAUGCCGCGUUCGCCUCGCCUCAGUCGCCCACGGACCUCCAGGGUCUCCAGCAAAGAUUCAAUUCCCAGUAUCAACUUACCCCCAGCUCUUUCGCUGCCACUCAGAACGCAACCAACGGCGCGCCCGCGAAUUCUCCAACGCCCCGAAGCCUGUCUCGACAGGCGUCGCCCACGGACUUCCAGGGCCCGCAGACUAAGCGGCGGAAGCACAGCAGCUCUGGCCGGCUUCCCUCCGAGCUGACUAUGACACGAUUGGAGACUCCUCAGUCUAGCAGUGCUGCACAGCUUGCAGCUACUCGUGGCUUCACCUCGCCGACAGAGAGGCCAUUCGUGACGCCGUCGUCUAUGUCUGCGCACUACGGAAAUGGGCCUCCCACUCCUAGCCAGAGCAGCGAUAACAACCCCUUCUUUAACCCCACGCCUGCUCAACGACAGAGCUUGGAUAAUCUGGCCCAACAAAACUUGACGUCUGCGCCUAACUCUGCUCAGCCCAGCCGUCCGGGAACGCCAGGUGCGUCUGGCCGUAACGGUUUCCAGGACCAGAACCUCGCCCUUGCGCUCGGGGCCAACCCUGCGAAUCAGAUUUGGCCCUCCAUUGCCACCACACCUAACAGGCUGCCUUCCGUCAUACAUAAAUUGGUGCCCGCCGAGGGUUCAAUUACUGGAGGCACAGAAGUCACGUUGUUGGGGAGUGGUUUCUACCCGGGCAUGGAGGUUGUAUUUGGCGAUACUUUGGCAACCACUACUACCUUUUGGGGUGACAAGUGCCUCAACUGUCUCACUCCUCCCGCCCUUCAGCCCGGAUUGGUUUCGGUGGUUUUCAAGCACGAGCAUCCGACUUUCGGUCAAGUGCAGCAGGCUCAGCCUCUCAUGCCUAAACAGCAAUUAUUUUUCCGAUACGUGGAUGAUCGGGAGCUUCAGAUGUAUCGCCUGGCCCUCAAUAUUCUUGGGCAAAAGCUGGGUAGCCAAGCAGAUGCAUUCCAAACCGCUCAGCAGAUCAUGGGAAGUGACCCGAACGCUAUCUUCAAUUUGCAGAAGGAUAUGCAAGGUGGUGGCUCUUCCGGCAGCCACCAUCGUCAAGUGCCAGGGCUGGAGGCCCAAGGCAAGCUCAGCGAUCUCGACUCUAAGAUGCUGACCUAUCUCGAGUACAUCGAUCUGGAUGACAACCCCCGGCCACCGCGCUACAACUCUCGUAGCACCACCGGCCAGUCCCUCCUGCACUUUGCAGCUUCGUUGGGACUGACCCGGUUUGUUGCGGGACUCUUGGCUCGUGGUGCAAACCCUGAUGUGCAGGACAACACUGGCAAUGCACCGAUGCAUCUAGCUGCUCUUCAUGGCCAUGCUCAUAUCGUCAACCGACUGCGCUUGGCAGGCGCCAAUGCCAAUGCUCGUAGUGUGCGUGGUUUCACCCCUGCGGACUUGGCGACAACUCUUCCUGCCCACCAGGCUGCUCUGCUUCCAUCUCGCCAUUACCGCUCUCGAAGCGUUGGAUCUCUCACGUUGCGCCGGAGACCCAGCAGUUCUGCUUCUCUCAAUUCUCUUUGGGAGGUUUCCUCCGCUUCAGGGUCUUUGGGCCAUACUGCUGAUGAUUCGGUGGACUUGGAUGAUAGCGAAGAUUUGGACAGCGACGACUCUGAGGGUCCCCUGUUCCUCAAUAUAUCUCGGAGGUCGAGCAUGCAUCAAGAUGUUAUUCCACCCAUCGUGGAUACUGGUGAGCAGCCUCCCGCACCCGACGCGCGCGGUUUCUCUACGGCAGCAAUUGUUGCCUGGCGUAACCACCUUGCGGGGCAGAUCAACCAUUUCCAGCAGAGCGUGGCCAACGCCUUCCCCAACAUACCUGCUUUGCCUCCUAUGCCUGCUAUGCCCGCUAUGCCGGACUAUCAGGCCAAUCAAAUGAUGCGGCGCAUCACCAAUCUCGUACCUCAUCGGCCCACGGCCCGAGACGGAUGGUGGGACCUGCUGAAGGGCACCACCGCCCAGACUCAGAACCAACCGCCUUCCUACGAUGAACUGUACCCCCAUCAGCAGGACAAUGUGGAAGCGGUAGAGAUAAAGAAAUCUGCCCUCUUGCGUGCUGCAACCGAGACCGCCUUAGAUCAACACUUCGAGGCACAGAACAGCGCCCCGUCUGCAUCGACAUCGGCAGCUGCUGCCACCAUCGAGCGCAGCACUCACACAGACAAGAAUGACCUGAAGGAUAUUACUAUUGGACGCAAGGUCAUUUCACGUGAACAGCAGAAGCACCUCCGCGAGCACCAGGCCCGCCGAAUGAAGGGCCUCGGUAGCGACCGGAACCUCUACUUUGUUUGGAUACCUCUUCUGCUUCUAGUUAUUUGCGCUUGGAUUCGGAAUUACGUGCCCGGGAUCUGGCAAGGCGUCACGGACAGCUAUAACUUUGCGAAGGCUGGCUACACACAGCGGGCUGUGGGAUUAGGCAUUUAG
Molecule: messenger RNA, 4221 nt
Organism: Penicillium canariense
Lineage: Eukaryota; Fungi; Ascomycota; Eurotiomycetes; Eurotiales; Aspergillaceae
Product: putative membrane-tethered transcription factor (SPT23)
Exons: 3
Coding region: 1-4221 (1406 amino acids)
Molecular function (GO): protein binding
Source: RefSeq, a predicted model, not a curated record